AAUUGAGCACCACGUUUAGGUUCAAAUUCUACAAUAAUUUGCACGUAGUAUGUAAAUAAUUAUAUUAUUAAGUACAAUUUAAAUCAACAUAACACAGUUUAUCCAAGGAUUGUAAAGCAAAUCUCGUUGAAAUGGAAUCUUCAUCCGCAUUAGAUAUUUUGACGAUUGAAGAUCUUCUUCCUGACGAAUUGACAGCACCAGAGCUUGGAAGUAAUGGCCAUCAACUACAAUUUAAUUGUCUAGCAAAUGGUCAAACGAAUCGUGAACCAGCAACACAACGAUCAGUAGCUGAUGUAACUUCUCAAUUUGGUAUAGAGGCUACAAAAAUGCAAUCUGUCCAUCCUCAAGCUCAAUCAAGUUUUAACCAAUCAGUAGCUAAUCAGGGAUUACCAGUGUCAGUUCAUUCAUCUAUCACAUUAUUUCCUACUUCCAAUACAUCAAAUUCAUUGAAUUUAACCAGUAGGCCUAUAAAUUUACCUAGUUCUAAUCUUCAUUAUUUGAAUAACUUUCAAACUUUCAAUAGUAGAGUACCUACACUAAACCAAUGUACCUACACUGUAUCUACACCAGACCAAUCGUCGUACUCACAAACUCAAGUUAAACCAGUUCAGAAAGUAAAAAAUUGGCAACUAUCUUUAUCUGAAGAAAAUAGAAAAGAUAACGUCAAUUGCUUAAUUGAAGCAAUAUUUACAAAUGGACUUGCAGAAUCGAUAUUUGAUGAUAGGCUCAAUCAUUUGUUGAAUUAUGCCCAAAAAGUUGAAAAUGAAAUAUAUAACACGGCUAACUCCGAAGUUGAAUACAACCAGUUACUCGCUGAUAAAAUUAUUUCAAGUCGAAUUGAAAUUGAAGACAGGCGUAGAAAACGCGAAGUUAUUGCUAAUCAAUCACAUAUAAUGGCAUCUAAUGCAAACCUUCCAUCUGCUCCGAUUGGAAGUAUAACGACCGCAGAGGGUGCAGAAGUAUCAGAUAAUUUACAACCAGCUACAUUGAAUGGAAAUCAACCGCUAGACAUACCGUUAGGUCUCCGGGGACUAGAUCUAGCUACACCAACACAAGUCGUGAAAGAGUGGCAUCAAAGCCUGACGUUAGAUUUAAGGAAACAUUUUAUUAUUCAUAUUGUUAAAAAAAUAUGGCCUAACAACACAAUGAUAGUUUUCGACAAUAGAAUACACAAUUUAUACAGAUAUGCAAUAAAAGUAGAACGUGAUAUGUAUGAAUCAGCUAAUUCUAGAUCGGAGUACAUGCAACUACUUGCAGAGAAGACUUAUUCAAUUAGAAAAGAACUGGAGGAAAAACGUCAAGAACGUAAGCGAUUGCAAUCAGCUUCGCAGCAAUCGCUUCAACAAUCAGUGGUUGGUAAUUUAGGAUUGAGAAUUCCUGGACCUUCUAUGAAUGUUCAAGCUACUAUGCCUCCUCAAAUAGCAGUACCAUACUUCCCAAAUUGUUCAAUGAUGCCCGAUCUAUAUCAUGUUAUGCCAACACUACCCUGAUAGCUAGGCUUUUUUAGAAAGUAGUUGACUUUCCACAGUUCUCGUU
Cotesia glomerata is the source of this 1536-nucleotide messenger RNA. RefSeq names its product CREB-binding protein-like. NCBI's taxonomy places the organism in Eukaryota, Metazoa, Arthropoda, Insecta, Hymenoptera, Braconidae. Gene Ontology annotation, molecular function: histone acetyltransferase activity; transcription coactivator activity; chromatin DNA binding. Gene Ontology annotation, cellular component: histone acetyltransferase complex; transcription regulator complex. Gene Ontology annotation, biological process: positive regulation of transcription by RNA polymerase II. The transcript has 3 exons. The record is from RefSeq and is a predicted model, not a curated record. Bases 132 to 1490 code for a protein of 452 amino acids.